Messenger RNA from Gadus chalcogrammus (walleye pollock), 1630 nucleotides. It is a transcript of the gene etv1, whose product is annotated as ETS variant transcription factor 1. Bases 164 to 1630 code for a protein of 488 amino acids. The record is from RefSeq and is a predicted model, not a curated record. NCBI's taxonomy places the organism in Eukaryota, Metazoa, Chordata, Actinopteri, Gadiformes, Gadidae. Gene Ontology annotation, cellular component: nucleus. Gene Ontology annotation, biological process: regulation of transcription by RNA polymerase II; cell differentiation. The transcript is spliced from 13 exons. Gene Ontology annotation, molecular function: DNA-binding transcription factor activity, RNA polymerase II-specific; sequence-specific DNA binding.
UCUCGCUCGCCGUCUGUCUACGCAAUAAGCUCCAAGCCCGUGUAAGCGAAAACAUACGAUGGAAGUGAUAUAGAUCAGAAACCCGGGAGAGAGAGAGAGAGUGAGAGACACACACUCCCCACUUCGUAAAAAAGAAAGGUGCAUAAAACUACGGCAGAGCAGAAUGGAUGAAUUCCACGACCAACGAGUGCCUUACUUUAAUUCAAACAAAACACAAAGGAAGAAGAAGACAUCAUGCACUGAGCGUCCAGCAGCAAAUGACAGAAUGAGAAUAUUUGUGGAGUCAGACCUGUCCGUCGACAGUGAAGAGCUCUUCCAGGACCUGAGGCGCCUGCAGGAGACCUGGCUGGCAGAAGCUCAGGUUCCAGACAAUGAUGAGCAGUUUGUCCCUGACUUCCAGACAGAAAACUUGGCCCUCCAUGCUCUACAUCUGAAGAUCAAGAGGGAGCCCCACAGUCCCUGCUCCGAGCUGGGCUCCAACUGCAGCCAGGACCGGCCCUUCAAGAUCCACUAUGGAGAGAAGUGCCUGUACAACAUCAGUGCCUAUGAGCAGAAGCACCCUUCCGGAAUGAAGCCCUCCAGCCCCGUCACUCCCCCCUGCAGCACCCCGGUGUCUCCCCUACACCAGGGCUCCCCCACCUCCGCACCCACCCCCAAGCCAGACCGGACCUACCUCGCCCCCCACGCUCAGCCCCCUCAGCCACUGACCGACAAUGGAUACCCCAUGGACCACAGGUUUCGCCGGCAGCUCUCGGAGCCGUGCCACUCCUUCCCGUCCCCGCCCGCCCCGGUAGUGCGGGACAGCCGACCCGUGUACCACCGGCAGAUGUCGGAGCCCAACAUCCCCUUCCCCCCCCAGGGCUUCAAGCAGGAGUUCCCCGACCCGCUGUUCGAGCACCCGGCCAUGGUGGGGGGUCCGGUGGUCCCGCACGCCUACCCGGCCUCCAUGAUCAUCAAGCAGGAGCCCCGCGACUUCACCUACGACUCAGCAGAAGUGCCUAGCUGCCACUCGGUCUACCUACCGGACGGGUACCUGGCCCACGCCAACCGCACUGAAGGUUGUAUGUUUGAAAAGGUGGCGAGGCAUUUCUAUGACGACACCUGUGUGGUUCCCGAUAAGGUUGAAGGCGACAUCAAGCAGGAGUCGGGCCUGUACCGGGACGGCCCGUCGUACCAGCGCCGCGGCUCCCUGCAGCUCUGGCAGUUUCUGGUGGCCCUGCUGGACGACCCGUCCAACUCCCACUUCAUCGCCUGGACGGGCCGCGGCAUGGAGUUCAAACUCAUUGAGCCAGAGGAGGUGGCACGUCGAUGGGGAAUGCAAAAGAAUCGACCAGCGAUGAACUACGACAAGCUGAGCCGAUCUCUGCGCUACUACUACGAGAAAGGAAUCAUGCAGAAGGUGGCGGGGGAGAGAUACGUGUACAAGUUUGUGUGUGACCCCGAGGCGCUGUUCUCCAUGGCGUUCCCGGACAACCAGCGGCCCGUGCUGAAGACGGACCUGGAGCGCCACGUCAACGAGGAGGACACCGUGCCCCUGUCGCACUUUGACGACAACACGCCCACCUACGCCCAGGAGGCCCCGCCCUACUGCCCCCCACACCCCUAUGGCGCCGAGGGCUACGUCUAUUGA